AUGGACUACAUUAAAAUCAUGCCUGGGACCCCGAAGCACCAAUUGCAGGAGAAGAAGGACCUGGCCCUGGAGGAAGCUGUUUUCAGAACCAUCCAGGUGUAUGUCCAGGUUGAAGAAAAGGGGCUGACUGAGGAGCUGUCCCUGGACCAGAGCCCAGCUCCACCCUCUGCACAUCCCUGGGUGCCAUGUGCAGUCUCAGUUACCCCAUUAUCAGAGAUGCUCAGCUGUGACCACACUCAGGAAGUCCGGGUGCACUAUAUCCUGAAGCCAGAGGCCGUGGGGGAGCAGAAGGAAAUCGUUUUUUACUAUUUGGUAAUGGCCAAAGGAGGCAUUGUGCGAGCAGGGACCCAGGCUCUGGCUGUGGAGCAUGGUGAUGUUAAUGGGACCUUCUCACUGAUGCUCCCCGUGGAGUCUGAUAUUGCUCCCCUGGCACAGAUGCUCAUAUACACCAUUUCACCCAAUCAGGAGCCUAUUGCUGAUUCAGUCAAAUUCCAGGUCGAAAAUUGCUUUGCCAAUAAGGUUGACUUGCAUUUCUCACCGGCCGAGGGCCUCCCCGCCUCCGACACUCGCCUCCGGGUCGGGGCCUCCCCAGGCUCCCUGUGCGCCGUCUGUGCUGUGGACAAGAGCGUCCUCCUCAUGAAGCCUGAAGCCGAGCUCUCUCCCAGCUCUGUGUAUAACCUGCUAUCAGUGAAGGAACUUCAGGGGUAUCAUCAUGGCGCAGACAUGCUGCCGAUGGAUCCCCAGGAGGAGUGCAUUGCCGCAGAGAAGAUAAUUGUGAAUGGAGUCACCUAUGCUUCAGUGUCGGAGCCAGAUGAAGAGGACACUUAUAGCAUCUUAAAGGAAAUGGGUUUAAAGGUCUUCACAAACUCCAAGGUGAGAAAGCCACAUUAUUGCCUCCAGUUCCCUCAAGUUGCUUGGGGUUACAGAAGUUCUGAAGGAUUUCACAGUGAAGCCGAGGUAUCAGCACAAGCACUCAGGAGAACUGGACAUGCAAGGGUACUGGACUCAGGUUACCCUGUCAUGGCUGAGACCCUUCCAGCAGCGGUGGAGACAGUUCGAAAGUAUUUCCCAGAGACAUGGAUUUGGGAUUUAGUGCCUUUGACCUCCAAUGGAAGUGCUGAAUUGCCCUUGACAAUCCCUGAUACCAUCACAGAAUGGAAAGCUAAUGCGUUCUGCACCUCAAGUGACACUGGCUUUGGCCUGUCCCCAACCGUGUCCCUCAGAGCCCUCCAACCCUUCUUCGUGGAGCUCACCCUGCCCUACUCCGUGGUGCAUGGCGAGGCCUUCACGCUAAAGGCCACUGUCUUCAAUUACCUGACCCGCUGCAUCAGGGUCAGCAUCUCACUGGCUUCAUCUGCUGACUUCCGAGCUACCCCUGUGGAGAAGGAAGAGGACUCUUAUUGUCUCUGUGUGAAUGGAAGAAAAACGGUGUCCUGGGCUGUGACCCCAAUAUCUCUGGGUAAUGUGAAUUUCUCUGUGAGUGCAGAGGCCCUGAAGACGGAGCUGCCCUGCGAGAACGAGGUAGCAGUGCUCCCUGAGACAGGGCAGAAGGAUACAGUGAUCAAACAGCUGUUAGUGGAGCCCGAGGGGAUUGAGACGGAAGCAACCUUCAACUCUCUGCUCUGUGCAAAUGGAAAUUCAGAAGCAGGGAAGAUUUCCCUGAAGCUCCCACUGAACGUGGUGCAGGGCUCAGCCAGAGCCUAUGUGACGGUGUUGGGCGAUAUCCUGGGCACAGCCAUGCAGAACCUGCAGCAGCUCCUCCAGAUGCCCUUCGGCUGUGGGGAGCAGAACAUGGUCCUGUUUGCCCCCAACAUCUACGUCCUGGACUAUCUGAAUAAAACGGGGCAGCUGAGCGAGGAGACCAAAUCCAAGGCCAUCGGAUACUUAGUCAGUGGUUAUCAGAGGCAGCUGAAUUACAAGCACCUGGAUGGCUCUUACAGCACAUUUGGGGAGCAUUACAGGCAGCUGGGGAAUACUUGGCUGACAGCCUUCGUCCUCAAGUCCUUCGCGCAGGCCCGCUCUCACAUCUUCAUCGAGGAGAAGCACAUCCAGGAUGCCCUGGCCUGGCUAGCUGGCAAGCAGAAGGAAAAUGGCUGCUUCCGCAGCUCCGGGACGCUCCUGAACAAUGCCAUAAAGGGCGGGGUGGACGAUGAGGUCACGCUCUCUGCCUACAUCACCAUCGCGCUGCUAGAGAUUCCCCUGCCCAUCACUAAAUGGCUCAUUCAUUCCCUUGGGCACCUGGGCCCAUCUCUUGUCUGGCAGGACACAGUGGUGGCGCUCCAGGCCCUGUCCCGAUAUGGAGCCUCUACUUACACCAAGAGCGGAGGAGCAUCCACAGUGACCCUGCAAUCCACAGGGAACUUUCAGUCCCAGUUCCAGGUGGAUCACACGAUCCGUCUGCUGCUCCAGCGUAUGGCACUGCCAGAGGUGCCAGGAGACUACCGCACGGGGGUGACAGGAGAAGGAUGUGUCUAUGUGCAGACCAGCCUGAGGUACAACAUGCUCCCCAAGCCGGAAGAGGCACCAUUCGCGCUGGAGGUGCACACGGUCCCCGAGACAUGUGACAGCCCCCAGGUCCACAGGACUUUUAGCAUUGCCAUAAACAUCAGUUACACAGGGAAACGCCCCGUCUCCAACAUGGUCAUCGUUGAUGUUAAGAUGCUGUCAGGAUUCAUCCCUGUGAAGUCAUCAGUGAGGAAGCUGGAAGGACAUCACCACAUCCACCGCACAGAACUGAGCACCAACCACGUGCUGCUCUACAUGGAGCAGGUGAGCAAUGUGACUCAGAGCUUCUCCUUCGUGGUGGAACAGGACUUCCCCGUGCAGAGCCUGAAGCCGGCGGUGGUGAAAGUCUAUGAUUACUAUGAGACAGAUGAAUUUGCCAUUGCUGAGUACAGCGCCCCCUGCAGCAAAGCCAAUGUUGAGCAGGAAAAUGCGUGAGUGAUGGAGCUGUAUUCUGGGCCCUGCUGAAUCCUCUCUGCUCAUCUCUGCAUGCAGCAAUUCCCCCAGGCGAAGUGGUUUGAUAUAGUGGUGAGGAAAACCCCUCAGCAC
Messenger RNA from Malaclemys terrapin pileata, 3051 nucleotides. Its product is annotated as alpha-2-macroglobulin-like. The transcript is spliced from 26 exons. Lineage: Eukaryota; Metazoa; Chordata; Testudines; Emydidae. The coding region runs from base 1 to 2940 and encodes 979 amino acids. Gene Ontology annotation, cellular component: extracellular region. The record is from RefSeq and is a predicted model, not a curated record. Gene Ontology annotation, molecular function: endopeptidase inhibitor activity.